AUGAAGGUUGCCAUUAAGGGUAUCGAAAGAGAGCUCAUCUGCCCAGCAUGCAAGGAAUUAUUUACCCACCCAUUGAUCCUUCCUUGCCAGCACAAUAUCUGUCACAAAUGUGUGAAAGAAAUACUCUUUGCAUUCGAAGACUCUUUUGCUGAUGGAGGCUCUGAAUCCUCUAAUCAGAGUAGCCCUCGAAUUAAAAUCUCUUCUUCUAGCAUGGACAGAAUUGACAGGAUUAGUAGAUCAGCCUCACAGAGGAGGUCUUUUGGGUGGAGAGGCAGGAAACGCAAUUCACUGACUCCUAGAUCGAGUCUGUUUCCUUGUCCGGGUUGUCAGCGGGAGAUUGAUCUCGGAGAACGUGGCAUCAAUGGCUUAUUUCGCAACUUUACUUUGGAAACCAUUGUGGAAAGAUACAGACAGGCAGCCAGGGCAGCCAUUGCUAUUAUGUGUGAUUUCUGCAAACCUCCACCUCAAGAGUCCACAAAAAGCUGCAUGGAUUGCAGUGCAAGCUAUUGCAAUGAAUGUUUCAAAAUACACCAUCCUUGGGGAACUGCAAAAGCCCAGCAUGAGUAUGUGGGACCAACCACCAACUUCAGACCCAAGAUAUUGAUGUGUCCAGAACAUGAAACAGAGAGGGUUAACAUGUACUGUGAAAUCUGCAGAAGGCCUGUUUGUAAUCUUUGUAAACGAGGUGGAUGUCAUGCAAACCAUAGAGUUACAACCAUGAGCACUGCCUACAAAACCCUUAAGGAGAGGCUUUCGAAAGAUAUUGAAUACCUCAUCAGUAAGGAGAGCCAGGUGAAGGCUCACAUCACACAGCUGGAUCUGCUGCUGAAAGAAACAGAGUGCAACAGUGAAAGAGCUAAAAAAGAAGCAUUGCAGAGUUUUGAGAAAUUAUCUCAUGUCCUGGAAGAGAAGAAAUCUGCAGCUCUUAGAGCAAUUGAAACUUCUAAGAAUUUAAGGCUGGAAAAAUUGCAAAUGCAAGCAGAAGAGUAUCAAGGACUCCUGGAAAAUAAUGGUCUUGUAGGAUAUGCUCAAGAAGUGCUUAAAGAAACUGAUCCAUCUUGUUUCGUUCAAACAGCAAAACAACUUCAUGUCAGAAUCCAAAAAGCUACUGAAUCUCUGAAGAGCUUCAGGCCUGCAGCUGAAACUACUUUUGAAGACUUUGUGGUGGACAUAGCCAAGCAGGAAGAGAUCCUUUCUGACUUGUCUUUCCAUUCCAAUGGUCUUGAAGUACCAGAAAUCAGUGAAGUGCAGAGCAGAAUGUACAACAAAGCUCUAAUCAGUUGGGAAUGCCCUGGGAAGACAGACUCAGCUGAUAUCUAUGUUCUUGGGUAUCACAAGCUUAACAGAGAAGAGGAGAGUGUGACGUGGCAGGAGGUCAAAGUUUGCGGCAAGAGCAAAGUAAUAUCUGAUCUCGAUGAUGACAGCAGCUAUGCCUUUAGAGUUCGAGGAUAUAAAGGGUCCAUCUGUAGCCCUUGGAGCCAAGAAGUUAUUUUGCGUACACCUCCAGCUCCAGUUUUCAGUUUUCUUUUUGAUGACAAAUGUGGGUACAACAGCGAACAUCUCCUGCUGAACUCAAGGAGAACCUCUGUGGAAAGUAGGGCUGGAUUUUCUCUACUUCUGGGAUCUGAGCGCAUGCAAGUUGGAUGCUACACAACCCUGGAUUACAUCAUUGGUGACGCUGGAAUUGCCAAAGGGAAGCACUUCUGGGCUUUUCAUGUGGAAGCCUAUUCAUACCUGGUGAAAGUGGGAGUUGUUUCUAGCAACAGGAUACAGAAAUUGUUUCAUAAUACCCAUGAUGUGACCAGCCCAAGAUAUGAGCAAGACAGUGGUCAUGACAGUGGGAGUGAAGAUGCCUUCUUCGACUCAUCGCAGCCUUUUACACUGGUCACUGUAGGCAUGAAGAAGUUCUUUAUCCCCACAACACCUGCUGCCCCCAAGGAUCCAGCGAACAGAAUCCUUCCCCUGCCAUCGUGCUUGGGCAUCUGCCUCGACUGUGACAGAGGCAAGGUGGGGUUUUAUGAUGCAGGCAGUAUGAAAUGCCUUUAUGAGUGUGAGGUGGACUGCUCUGACGUCAUGUACCCAGCAUUUGCCUUAAUGGGUGGUGCAGCAGUUCAUCUUGAGGAACCUAUCACAGCAAAGUAUGGGGAGUACCGUGAUGAUAUCUAG
Molecule: messenger RNA, 2166 nt
Organism: Apaloderma vittatum (bar-tailed trogon)
Lineage: Eukaryota; Metazoa; Chordata; Aves; Trogoniformes; Trogonidae
Gene: TRIM36
Product: tripartite motif containing 36
Exons: 10
Coding region: 1-2166 (721 amino acids)
Molecular function (GO): protein binding; zinc ion binding
Source: RefSeq, a predicted model, not a curated record